CGCGGCGCGCGAAUACAAUUUGGCACAUUGCUUUGCGGGGCUCGGUCGUGUACAUAUAUACGCACACAGAUAAAUAACUCGAAUAAAUAUAUUACAAAUAAAAACACAAGUUAAACAUUAUACUAGAAAGUUUCAAAUAAAAUGUUUUCACCAUCAAAAUUACGAAUCAACACGAAGUUAUUUAAAAAAUUACUCGAUUUGCGAUCAUGUUACGAGUUGUCCAAGAUUCGAUACUCCGACGAUAUUCCGGAAAUACUGAAGUUCUACAGCGACACGCCCGCGUCCUGCCAACUGGACAAGUAUCCCAAGUUAACUGAGGACGACUACACAAGGUUCAUUACCAAGAAAGCUAUGAAGAGGGAACCAGCUGAUACAAGGCAAAUAACGAAGUUGGCGUACAAGUUGGGCAAGCAGGUGAUCUCGCUGGCGGAGGGCAUGCCCAACGAGGAGAUGUUUCCAUUCGCGCGUCUGCAGCUGAGUACCAAGACGGGCAAGGACCUCGUGCUGGAGGGUAGCGAGCUCGCCGCCGCGCUCCAGUACAUGCCCUCGCAAGGGUACCCGGCGCUGUUGACGGAGCUGCGGUCUCUGCAACGAGCUCUGCACCGCGCGCCUGACACUCACGAUGUGCUGGUCACCAACGGCGCUCAGCACGCUAUCUACCAGUGCGCUGACAUGCUGGUGGAGCCCGGCGACCCUGUGCUACUCAGCGAGUACACAUACACCGGCGCACUCUCUGUGCUGAGACCAUACGAUCCUGAACUGAUCCUAAUCCCAGAAGACGAGAGCGGGAUAGUGCCCGAAACGCUGGAGUCGGUGCUGGAGAGUCGGCUGAUGCGGGGCCUGAAGAUGCCCAAGCUGUUGUACGUGGUGCCCACCGGUAGUAACCCAACAGGCCUCGUCAUCCCUGAGCACAGGAAGAAGCAGAUCUACGAGUUGGCCUGCAGAUACGACUUUCUUAUCUUGGAGGACGAUCCUUACAUGUUCUUUAAUUAUACUGGAAUACGCACACCUUCCUUCCUCUCGAUGGACGUGUGCGGGCGUGUGUUGCGGCUGGACUCCGCCAGCAAGGCGUUCAGUGCGGGCCUGCGCCUGGGCUGGCUCACCGCGCCCGCUCCCCUCGUCGCCCGCGCCGAACUGCACUCGCAGGCUGAGCUGCUGCAUCCCUCCACACUAUCUCAGGCAAUAAUCCUGCGCGUGUUGUCUGACCGCGCCGCGCUGGCCGAGCACGCUGCGCGCGCGCGUGACUUCUACCUGGCGAGACGCGAUGCGCUGGGUGAGGCCCUGCAAGUGUUGCGCGGGCUGGCUGACUGGACACCUCCGCAGGCCGGCAUGUUCUACUGGCUGAGGGUGCACGGAGUUGAUGACGUUUACGAUAUGGUCUUCCACCGCGCGCUGUCCCGCGGCCUGCUGUUGGUGCCGGGUCAGGCGUUUAUGUUUGACUCCGCGCAACGCUGCAGUCACCUGCGCCUUACAUUCAGCAAACUGCCGCUGCACCUCAUGCCCGAGGCGGCGCUGCAGCUGCGUGACGUCAUAUUGGAGGAGCACAAAGUGGCAGAGCCGAGACGCCGCGCUGCCGCGCCACCUAGAAGCAGGUAGCGACAUUAAUACACUCAAGAAUUUUUUUAUAAAUACAUAUUGUUAUUUCGAUUUCUUAUAAGAUAUUGUAAUGCUUUGCUAAAAUCUUUUAAGCAUGUUAAGCACAAAGUGCUCCAUUUAUUUUUAUCGCAAUCACAAUCGUAUUUCGAAUUAUUACAUUCAGAAUAAUUUGUGAAUGAUUACAAACAGAACGUACUUACUAUCCGUAUGGUGAUACUAGUUACUAAAUAAGUUUUUUUUUAAUUUACAUUUUAUAGAGUUAUUACGAAGUACCUUAUGAUAAAACAUAACAUAUAUUUUAAGUUUUGGAGACGAAAAAAAUACGAACCGAAAUUUUUACCAGAUUAUGUCGAGAUUUACCAGUGUUUAAUGCGAAAGUGCCAUCUAUCGUCGCCAUUAUUAAUCGUUACAAAGUUUUUUUUUGGAAUUUGUACAUAGAAUCUUUUUAAAUAUCAAUUCAAUUAAAAAUAAACUUAUAGUAAUAAGUUAUAUGAGCACAUUGAAAAUUUAUAAUUGUACAUUAUUUUCUUCAAAUUGUAUCCGCUACUCAACACUAGAUGUCGCUGAAAAGUUUAGAACUAAAAGCUUACCAACGGAAAAUGAUGCAGCCCGUGUAAAGUUGUUAUCUUAAAAUUUUGAAUUGAGCGGAAAAUAUUAUAUACCACAAUCAAUAGUUUGCUUUAUGUACUUAACGCAAUUAUUUGUAUAAUAUAUUAUGUAAGUAUGUUUAAUUAGUAUUUAUGUUGAAAGAGUUUCAAAAUGUAAAUGAACCUUAAACUAUUAAAGUGGUUGUA
Messenger RNA from Papilio xuthus (Asian swallowtail), 2390 nucleotides. RefSeq names its product kynurenine/alpha-aminoadipate aminotransferase, mitochondrial. Gene Ontology annotation, molecular function: pyridoxal phosphate binding; L-kynurenine:2-oxoglutarate transaminase activity. The record is from RefSeq and is a predicted model, not a curated record. The transcript is spliced from 7 exons. The coding region runs from base 142 to 1596 and encodes 484 amino acids. Lineage: Eukaryota; Metazoa; Arthropoda; Insecta; Lepidoptera; Papilionidae. Gene Ontology annotation, biological process: biosynthetic process.